Molecule: messenger RNA, 1335 nt
Organism: Penicillium nucicola
Lineage: Eukaryota; Fungi; Ascomycota; Eurotiomycetes; Eurotiales; Aspergillaceae
Exons: 4
Coding region: 1-1335 (444 amino acids)
Source: RefSeq, a predicted model, not a curated record
AUGGCGGAACGGGACGCCUGGUUCAAAUUGAACAAGGCAAGACUCCUGGUCCGCGAAGCGCAGCAGUGGGCUGAUCGAGGGAACCGGCCUGCACUCUCUGUCGAUCUUUGUCAGGUUGACACUGACAUCUAUGAUGCCAUGGAGAAGUACCAUGUGAUCCCUCCCAGAAGACACCCAGCAAAUAAAAUGCAGAUCCGUGACUCUACCGGAAAACGCCCUCCCUGGGAGAAAUCGAUGCAAUUCACAUCAGAUGGAAAGCCUGUCGGUUCGCACGCAUCUUCGUUUAGCAGUAAUGCACGCAAUCCAUAUCCUCCUGUAAAUAAGCAGAGUGUGGCAGGUGUUCCCCCGGUUCCGCAGCAUCUUGCAGCCCCGACUGCCCCUAAGACAAUGGGUCAACAUGUUGUUGACAAUUCCCCGCGCCAGGAAGCUCUCGUUGACCUCGCCAAGGAUGUCGCUGUUGGUGCUGCUGACCUGACCAGGGAGGGCAAUACGCCGCCUAUGGAGAAGGAACCUCCAGUCAACAACUCUGAUGAGAAGGUCCCAUCGCCUGUUGAGCCUGAGUCGCAGGGCUCACUGAUCAGCUUCGAGUCUGACAGCGAUACCCACAGGAAGGUGACUUCCAAGAUGAAGAAGGCCCAGGUUGCCAAAUCCAAGCUUCGUCCCAGCGUUCCCGCAUUCAAGCCAUCUCAAGCCAUUCGAGGGACUUUGAUCUCCUUUGACGAUGAUGUUCAGAUGAAGCCCAUGGAUGUGGUCUCUAAGUCAACAUAUUCAGACCAGCAUGUCGACCAAGAUCUUCCAAGAGAAGGUCCAGCGGUUGAUUCAGGUCCAGGGGAAGCGAUGAGCUCCCCCCGGGUGCCAGACCAAGACAGCCACACAGUUCCUCGGCGGGAGGAUAUGGCUGUCAAGGUGAAUCUCGCAGCCUUGACGGGCCCUGAUAAACCCGCUGUGAACCAAAGCAAGGGCCAGAACAAGGUUCCCCAGCGGAACGUUCAAGAGAUCCUUGCAAUGCCCUCUCGCUCAGUGGGCACCCCCGAUGACCAUGGCCCUAGAGGCCUAGAAGCAGAGUCGACUGAUACUCCCAUGAACUUGCAAUCCUCUAGAGUCCGACCAGCUCUUUUCUCUGGUAUUGUAAAUCCCGAUUCCCUGAAGGCCCCUCAUCUAUUAGAUGGUGGAAGUGCUGUCCUGGCAAUUGUGGAUUUGAGCACCGCGAAAUUUAACCCUGAAGGCACACUAAGCUUUGAUGGACAGGCUAGCUACGGCGCUCUACAGAUGCACAGACUUUGUAGGCAAGAUUCGGAGGCUGGGGUACAUAGCGACGACUCGAACGAGACCUAA